GUCACCUUCUACGUCUUUAUGGUCUACUGGGUCAGAACUUUGGAUUCCUCCAACAUCGCCAAUGCUUAUGUCUCCGGUAUGAAAGAGGACAUCAACAUGCAAGGAAACGAUUAUAUCAACACCGUCACUGUCUUCAACGUUGCCAACAAUGUUUUCCAAAUCCCCUUCAUGUACUUUCUCCCAAGAUUCCCAAUUCACAUCAUUCUACCUGCCAUGGAUAUCGGCUGGGGUAUCUUCACUCUUGCUUCCUUCAGGGUUAACAGCACCAGAGACAUUCAAAUCAUGAGAUUCUUCGUCGGUGCCUUCGAAUCAAGUUUCUACACCACUGUCCAUUACUUGUUUGGUUCUUGGUACUUGCCUGCUGAAUUAGGAAGAAGAGGUGCUAUCCACUACUUUGGCCAGAUGAUUGGUACCAUGUCUUCAGGUUUGCUCCAAGCUGCUAUCCACAGAAGUUUAGAUGGUACUGCCGGUUUGCCUGGUUGGAGAUGGAUGUUCAUCAUCAACGCCAUCAUCACCAUCCCCGUCGGUUUGAUUGGUUUCAUGUUGAUUCCUGGUACUCCUUAUAAAUGCUACUCAGUCUUCUUAAGCGACGAAGAAAUCAGAAUCGCUAGAGCAAGAUUAAAGAAGAACAACAUUGUUCCCCCACAAAAGGAAAUCGGAAAGUUCUGGGACAAGAAAAGAUGGACUAAAAUCUUAACUAGCUGGCAAUUGUGGGUUCUAACCUUCUACUACACCUGUUGCUUCAACUCUUCAAACCAUCCUGGUAAUGGUUAUGCUUUAUGGUUGAAAUCCUUAAACAGAUUUGACACCUCAAAACUUAAUAACUUGACCACCAUCAGUCCUGGUGUGGGUAUUGUCUUAAUCGCAAUGUGUUCCUUAAUCGCCGAUUUAGGAAGAUGUCGAUAUGGUGGUAUUUGCUUUACUCAAAUUCUUAAUUUCACUGGUAAUCUACUACUAACCCUCUGGAAUAUCCCUGAACACUCAAAAUGGUUUGCUUUCUCCAUUCAAUAUGCUGGUUGGGCUCAAGCUGCUACCAUGUGUGCCUGGAUUAACGAUAUACUAAGACACGACCCUCAAGAUAGAGCCAUUAUCUGGUUAACUCUUUUCGCUGUCUCCCAAUCGACUGUCAUUUGGAUUGUCAGAUUAAUCUGGCCUACUGUUGACGCCCCAAGAUUCUUGGUUGGUUACGCUACUACAAUGGCCUGGGCUGCUGUUUUGUUUCUCUUCUCCUUUGUCGUUCUUUGGUUCUAUAAAAAUGAUGAAAAGAAAUACGCCUUGGAUAAUGGUAUCUAUCUCUACAACUCCUCAAAGGGUGAAACAAUUCCUGAAGAUUCAAACGACUCUGAAUCAAACAAAGAAAAAUUAAGCGAAAAGCAAAGCAUUCAGGAACUCAUUCCAAUUAAAAACUAAUCAACUAUCAUAUUUGGUUACCUUUAAUUUCCAGUUUCCACUCAAUGGAUUUAUUAUUUUUCUCUCAUUACUGUCUUUUU
Messenger RNA from Ascoidea rubescens DSM 1968, 1490 nucleotides. Its product is annotated as MFS general substrate transporter. Gene Ontology annotation, cellular component: membrane. Bases 19 to 1410 code for a protein of 463 amino acids. Gene Ontology annotation, biological process: transmembrane transport. Gene Ontology annotation, molecular function: transmembrane transporter activity. The record is from RefSeq and is a predicted model, not a curated record. NCBI's taxonomy places the organism in Eukaryota, Fungi, Ascomycota, Saccharomycetes, Ascoideales, Ascoideaceae. The transcript has a single exon.